AUGGCAAUCACCUCCUUUGCCCACCUCUCGACCCAUCCUCUACUCUUCCCAGUGCACCACCACCACCACUCUUCUCUUACCACUGUCUCUCUCUUCCCCACUCGUGUCACCACCACCUAUCUCUCCACCUCCCCACUCAAACUCAAUUCCCAUCGAAACCCAUAUUUCCUCCUCUUAGCCACCGGCAAUGGCAGUGAUUAUGGCACCAGCAGCGGCGGCGGUGGUGGCAGUGACCGAGGUGGUGGUGGAGGUGGAGGUGAUGGUGGAGGUGGUGAAGAUGGAGAUGCUGGAGAGAGAAACAAGGCUGAGGCAAUUCUAGCUUUGGCCGAGGUAGAGAGAUCAUUGGAAAGCAUUCCUAAGGACUUGGCAGCGGCGAUAGAGGCCGGUAGAAUACCAGGGUCGAUAGUGUAUAGGUACUUCGAGCUGGAGAAGUCGCCGGUGUUCCGGUGGUUGCUGCAAUUCGGAGGGUUUAAGGAACGAUUGCUAGCUGAUGAUCUCUUCUUGGCAAAAGUUGCCAUGGAGUGUGGUGUUGGGAUCUUCACUAAGACUGCUGCAGAGUUGGAAAGGCGUAGAGAAAAGUUCACUAAGGAGCUUGACUUUGUCUUUGCUGAUGUGGGGAGCCUAAAGGCUCCACUGCUUCCAGCUGAGAUGAAGCCAUUUACACCUAGCAGAAAACAGGCUGAGUUUGGGCUGGCCAAAUUCAACAAAUUGGUAAUGGCCAUUAUUGCAGACUUCAUGCUUGUCUGGCUUCCUGCCCCUACUGUCUUUCUCCGACCGCCUCUUGCAAUCAGUGCUGGACCUCUUGCUAAGUUCUUCUAUAGCUGCCCUGAUAAUGCAUUUCAGGUUGCUUUGGCUGGUACAUCCUAUUCAUUUUUACAGAGAAUAGGUGCCAUAGUGGUAUGUAGUAUGAUUAGUGAAUUCAAAUAA
Ilex paraguariensis (yerba mate) is the source of this 927-nucleotide messenger RNA. The record is from the annotation of a GenBank genome assembly. NCBI's taxonomy places the organism in Eukaryota, Viridiplantae, Streptophyta, Magnoliopsida, Aquifoliales, Aquifoliaceae.